AUUCAGUUGAUGAGCGAACGACUACUGAGCGUGAUUAACAAGCAGAUCGCAAGUUAAGACUUACAAUUUAAAAAUAUUAAAUUCGAAAAAAGUGCUAAACGCAACGCAAGCACACAUAUAUUAUAUAUAGGGCUUCUGGCGUUUUCCAACAAUGCAAAUCAUUUUGUGUGAAUCAAAUUUUUGAGUGAAGUGACAUUGAUGUGAAUAUGCGCAACGUUAAAAUAUAAAUCGCACCCGCCGCUCAAGUCAAGAUGUGUAUCUAACCAAACGUACUUACUUAUAUGAACGAGCAUACUUCACAACGCUUCUGCAAAUACGCUUAUGAGUGGAGGUAGAGACGGAAAAAAAGCACGUCAAUAAAGUGUUAAAUCGUUUAAGUAUUGUUUAUAUUGGCGCGACACGUGCUUUCACUGAUUUACCUAGUGUAUCCAACCGCGCCCCGCAGCGCAUGAAUGUGUGAUGUUGCCCACUACAGCGUUUCGCCGCCGCAAUGGCUACGAGGAUCUAGACAAGUGCAAUCAAUCAUUAGAGCAAUAUCUACCGAACGUCCUUGCGGGCGCUGAGGGUCAAACAUUAUUGGCAGCGACGCCGUUUGGUCAACAAAAGCAGCAAACUAAUCGUAUUUUCUCAAUCUCAGACACGGCAUUAAAUUUAACGCCACCGAAAAAUUCCAACGCAGUGGCAGCACAUUUAAGCAGUAUGUCUCAACAGCAAUCAACGUCGCACGCUUCGCACAAUCAAUCUACGCUCAGUCUCAAUAAUGCCAUUAGCCUUAGCUCCAUCGUGUUGUUGCCCGCAAAUGUUCCCAGACCCACACGUACGCAAAGUUAUGCCAACCUGAACCACGGGUCCUAUGCCACUGUGUAUGGCAGUGGUGCCGCCAAGAAGUGCGGAAACUUCUACAAGUAUAUGCGCAAGGAAAAUUUGUGUUUACUUUGCUUCGCACUCUUUUAUUGUGUGUACUUAGCAAUCGGUAGUGUUUGCUUUCAAAUUGCCGAAACGCCGGUGGAGGAGUCAUUACGUAGCACUGUGCGUCAACAACGCACCGAAUUCUUGCUGAAGUAUCCACAAAUAUCGGAUGAAGACCUCGAAGAGUUUCUCAAAGCCGUGAUAACAGCCAACGAUCGAGGCAUAUCACCGUUACGCAAUGCAACAAAUGAAAUGAACUGGAGCUUUGGUCAGGCAUUCUUCUUCUCAAGCACCGUGAUAACAACAAUCGGAUAUGGCCAUGUAACGCCACUUAGCCAAACGGGGAAAAUAUUUUGCAUAAUUUAUGCGGCCAUUGGUAUACCACUCACGUUGGUGCUAUUGAGUGCGAUGGUGGAGCGGCUAUUGGUGCCGGCCAGCUGGUUGUUGGGCACUUUGAAUUCGAAAUUGGGUCAUCUCUAUCAGCCUUUCAAUAUACGAUUAUUGCAUCUAAGCAUUGUGGCUACGCUUGUUAUCAUCUUAUUCUUUGCUAUACCAACGGCCGUUUUUGCUUUUAUUGAACCCGCCUGGGGUGCUUUGGAUUCCUUCUAUUAUUGUUUCAUCUCUUUGACAACUAUUGGCUUGGGUGAUUAUAUACCUGGCGAGGGUGUGACCAUUGGCAAUCGUUCCAUGUACAAAAUAUUCAUAAGCGGUUAUUUGAUUUGUGGUCUCAUUGCAAUGUUGUUUGUGCUGACGAUCUUCUAUGAUAUACCGCAACUCAAUCUGGGUCAACUCUUCACGGAGAGCACAAAUGGUGAAACGGAAAAGCUGCGCUUAUCCGGCAACAACACAACCUGCUAUUCGGGCCCAUCCGGUCUGUAUAUGCCACAGCGUGAUGAGGAUACUAGGCGUGCCGUAGUGCGCAUACGUCCACACGGCGACGACUCACCCAGUCCCGAUGAAGCACCAUCUUCGCUCAAUAGCGACAUAAGAGUGCCAUAAGCAGAGACUAGGAGCGGCAUUCGCCGGAUGGGAUGAAGGUGGAGAUGGCGUUGUUGGAGAAACUACUGCGUACAUGGGUGUAUAUCGUUCGCAAAACACUUUUCAUAUCUUCGAAAAAACAUAAAAUAAUCCAAAACCGUACUCGUAUCAUGCACUCAAGUAACAUCUCUACAAAAAUACAUACAUAUGUAUGCAGUUUUAAGGGAAAUAAUCAAGUAUUUAGAACAUACCUGUUACAAAGCAUGUGCUAAUGUGCCGGUUACAAAUAUUUCAUCAAUGGUUUAAUUAAUUUUUUUUUUUUAUUUUAAUGAAAUGAAGCAUAAACAAAGACAAAUCUUUCAAAUGUACAAAACGAACAGCAUACAAUACAAAAAUACCUAUUUAAACUGCUCUACUCAAAAACUAUACUAUCUUAAGCACUAAGUAAAAAAAAAACACAGGACAAUUAUCAACUAUCAUGAAACCUUGUAGAAAUACUGCAGAACUAUCAUAAAAAAACAAAGUGUUGUAUGUUGCAUUGCUACGGGGUAAUGUAGGGUAGAAUUAGUUGCAGGUCUACGUAUUUCUAACAGCAGCUUGUAAUUGUGAAUACUUAUAAACAUAAAUUAAUUUAACAAAUGUACUUGUAUAUGAACUCUACCACAUUGUGAGAACAUGAUUAAAUGCAGGUACAGUGGGUGACGAAAGUCUGCAAGCAACACAUUUUUUAUAUUUUUUUAGUUAUUAAUUUUAGUUUUCAAAUGUAUUACAUUUAAUUUGAGUCGAUUUUCUGCUAAUUUAGUAAUCUAAAACUGACAAAUACGUAUUUUUGAUAGCUAACAUAGAAAAAAAUAUGGCAAUAUGACCAAGUAGAAAUGCUCAUAUUAGAGUAAUUCAAAAGAACAAAUGAUGAAAGCUUAGUUAUCAGAAACCUACGCACGUUAAUAUAAGGUCUAGUAAACAUUUUGCUUAAAAUUAAAUGAUUUAUUUAGCAUUGUUAGAAUGUCCUAAAUAAUAAACACCGUUUUGCUCGAUAACUUGCUACCAUUUUUAAGGAAAUUUCAUAAUGCCACUCUUAUAGCAACCCUCAUUCUUAUUGGAAACAAGAAAAAACGUUAACUUCGGUUGCGCCGAAGCUUUAAUACCCUUCACAAAUAAAAGGCCCCUUACAAGAACUUGAUUCCGAACGUUCAAUUUGUAUGGCAGCUAUAUGAUACAGUGAUCUGAUCUGACCAAUUUCUGCGGAGAAUAAGUUGUUGCCUUAAGCAAUAACUCGUGCCUAAUUUCGUGAAGAUACCUCGUCAAAUAAAAAAAUGUUCCAUGCAAGCACUUUACUCCGAUCGUUCAGUUAAUAUGGCAGCUAUAUGCUAUAGUCAUCCGAUCCAUACAAUUUCUUCGGAGAUUAGAUUAAUGCUUUAAAUAAUAAUACAUGCCAAAUUUCGUGAAGAUACCUCGUCAAAUGAAAGAGUUUCCCAUACAAACACUUGAUUCCGAUUGUUCAGUUUGUAUGGCAGCUAUAUGCUAUAGUGGUCCGAUAUCGGCCGUUCCGACAAAUGAGCAGCUUCUUGGGGAGAAAAAGAAGUGUUUAAAAUUUCAGAUCGAUAUCUCAAAAACUGAGGGACUAGUUCGCGUAUAUACAGACGGACAGACGGACGGACGGACAGACAGACAGACAGACGGACAUGGCUAAAUCAACUCAGCUCGUCACAGUGGUCAUUUAUAUAUAUACUUUAUAUAGUCUCCGACGUUUCCUUCUGGGUGUUACAAACUUCGUGGCAAAAUUAAUAUACCCUGUUCAGGGUAUAAAAAGUGGGCAAUCGAAACAGUGCUUACAUGUUGGUCGUUUUCAAUUAUUUUAUGAAUAUUUUCAACAAUUGACCUUCCAGAACGUGUCUUUGACCGCCUUCACAAAUACAAAAGAACUUACAUUGAUCGAUCGGUUUGUAUGACAGCUAUAUGCAAUAGUGACUCGAUCUGAAAAUUUUUUUUCGGAGGGUGUACCAUUGCCUGAGGCAACAAUCCAUACCUAAUUUCUUGAAGAUCUCUUCAAAUUAAAAAGUUUUCCAUACAAGCACUCGAUUGCGAUCGUUCAAUUUGUAUGACAGCUACAAGUAUAUGCUAUAGUUGUCAGAUAUCGGCCAUUCCAACAAACGACUAGUUUCUUGAUGAGAAAAGUACGGAUGCAAAAUUUCAAAUCGAUAUAUCAAAAACUGAGGUACUAGUUCGCGUAUAUACAGACAGACGUCGACUUAGCUCGUCAUAGGGUUUUUAUAGGGUAACCGACGUUUUCUUUUGGGUGUUACACACCCAAAAUCGUAUAUUUUUAACGUCUUAUAGCCGAACCACGCGUGAUACAGAUAUAUUGGACUUUUUUUUUAAUAUGGUAAACCUUAACCCUUUUAAGGAUUAUUGUUUGGAAGUGAGUUAAAGCUAAAGUUCGAAGAAAAACUAAAAAAAGAAAAGCUAAAUGUUCUAAUAACUCUGGCUUUUGUCACCCACUCCAUAUACAAGUAUACUUAUAUUAAUGACGAUAUAAAUUUUAAGUUACAAAGGACAUAACUAAAAAGGUGUUUUUCGCGUGUUUUUAUUUAUUUAGCUUCAAAAUACAUCGGCUUUUCAAAUAACUAAAUGAUAUUAUAUUAAAAACAUUUAAUUUACAAUAUAUUAUUUUUUUCGCUUUAUCACCUAAAAAAACUUUUACCCAAAAAGCGUAAAACUUUCAAUUAAUUUUACUCUUUGAAUAUCAAUGUUCUAAACGUAGCGAAAUUGUUCAAAUGUAGGGAAUAAGAUAUAGACUGAUUAUGGACGAAUGUUAUAAGUAGUGAAUAGAUUGCUUGAUCAAAUGAAAGGAAUAAUGAUUUUAGUAUUAAUAUUAAUUUUUUGUUUUUACAAAAAAUAUAGUUCAACAAAGAUACUAAUUUUGAAAUUGGAAAAUCAAUACAAAUCUACAGAAUUUACGAAAAUUAGAAAUAAAAUUUUUCAAAAAUUUUUUGCAAGCUUUCUUUCGACCAAAGAAUGUUAUUAAAAACAUUUUCAAGUUUGAAGUACAGCAAGUAGUUUGAUUUUAUUUAAUUAUGAGCGCAAUUUUAGCAGGGAAUUUUAUAUUAACAUUUUAAUUUUUAUUAUAUAGUAUAUUUUUAUGAAAUUUUGUUUAAGCUUUAAUAAUUUUUUAAUUAAUCUUAUAGGUAACUAAAGUUGUGUAUGUAUGAUAUGUUGUAAUUGUAUUAUAUAUUAUAUUUAAUGAAUAGCGUGCAUAUAACUCUCCAUUAUCACGCAUACAUGAAUAUUUGAUUACCUAUAUAACACAAUAAAUAAGUCAAGUAAAAAGAAUUACUAAAAAAUGAAAAACAUUAAAACUGAAAAAGAACACAUUGUUUAGUCACAUACCCAUAUACAUAUGCAUAUAGUUACCGACAUAAAACAGAAAUUGUUUAUAUUUAUGUAAGGAUUAUUUAUAGAGGAUAAUAUAUAAUAUGUAUAUUAGAAUGAAAGACCCGCAGAUAAUGGACAAUGCUUUAUUCGAGACAUAUUUAAGGAAUAUUCUAUGACGACAACAACAAUAAACACAAUAAUAUCAAUUUAAUAAAUAUUCUUAUGUAGUUUACUUUAUAAGAAGAAAUAAAUAAAGUCAAAUGUAAUAAUAAAAGUAUAUAAUGAUCAUAAAUGAUAUUAAAAGAACACUUCGGGCCUUCCCAUUAAACAAAAUGAUAGUUAAUUGUAUUUGUUCCGUUCCAUAAAAUGUUAAAACGUACCAUAAAUGAAAUAUACAAUGCGGAUACACACAAAGCUAUGUAAAAAGACCAAAUGAAAUGAUGGUCGAUUAUAACUCAAACAUAAAUAAUAAAUAUAGUAAUGUGCAAGAAUAAAAUAAAAUUUGUAAAAUAAGAAUACAAUUGAAUGAUCUUCUAAUGCAAAAGUUUGUUAUAUUCAACGAUUAUUGGAAGGGUCCAAGUAUGUAUUUCAUAAACAUAUGUAUGUUUGCUGAGGUUUUAUGUACCUACAAUAUAAAUUGUAUUAUACAAGUCAUUUACAAGUAAGAGUAAGCACAUUUUACUAACCAUAUACUUUUUCGCAGUAUAAAAUUAAAAUUUAUUCAGCUAUAUAAAGUUAUACAAGAUUUCAUUUAUUUACGUACAUACGUAUAAUGUCUGAGCACGAUCAUCUAUAUAUUAUAUAUACAUACAUAAGUUCACAGAAAAAAAAUAAAGAAAUCACUAUUAACAGCAGUAGCCAGUUGUAGUUUUUUGGUUAUCAUUUUUGGUAUCAUUGGUUAUAAUUUGUACGUACAGAAAAUAUAUGUUUAAUUAUUAUAUAAACAUAUGUUACAAAAAUAAAUAUAACUACAAAUUUUGUAAAUUGCUGCAAUAUUUGCUAAAAGUGGUAAAAAUUCACACAUACGAGUAUAUACCUAACCUAUUGUAAGUAAGUACAUUAAAGCGCAUCUAUAACAUUUGAAAAGUAUUGCAACAGAUAAAAUUGUUAUAAAAGCAUAACUUGUCUAAAUUAUGUAAUCAUAUGAACAAAUAAAUUUAUCAUGUGUAGCGUGAA
Bactrocera oleae (olive fruit fly) is the source of this 6435-nucleotide messenger RNA. RefSeq names its product potassium channel subfamily K member 1. Gene Ontology annotation, molecular function: outward rectifier potassium channel activity; potassium ion leak channel activity. Gene Ontology annotation, cellular component: plasma membrane. The record is from RefSeq and is a predicted model, not a curated record. Lineage: Eukaryota; Metazoa; Arthropoda; Insecta; Diptera; Tephritidae. Gene Ontology annotation, biological process: stabilization of membrane potential; potassium ion transmembrane transport.